UGCCAUUAAAUACUGCUAUAUUAUUUGGUCUCUUGAACCCAUUGCUUUAAAAUCAUCCAAAUAAUAAUAAUAAUAAUAAUAAUUUUCAACAAAUUUUUUAAAUACUAAAAUGGCUGAAUUACCAAUUCAUAAAAGUCGUCGUGCAUCUGCUGAAGAAAAAGCUAAAGAACUUGAAGUAAUACGUGGUCUUGUUUGUGGAAAAAAUAUUGUUAUAACUGGUGGUGCAACUGGAUUGGGUUAUUCAUUUGUUAAUCAUUUUUUGCAUCAUGGUGCUAAGCAAGUUGCAAUAAUUGAUGUUGAUGAUGAUGCUGGUAAACGUGCUAAAAAUGUUGUUGCCAAAUCAUAUGGUAAUGAUAAAAUAAUAUUUAUCAAUGCUGAUACAUCAAACUACUCACAAAUUUAUGAUGCAUUUAAAAAACUUUCAACGAUGAUGGAUAGCAUUGAUAUUGUUGUUAAUAAUGCUGGUAUACUUGAUGAACGUAGAUGGGAAAAAGAAAUAUCAGUUAAUAUUGGAGGAAUGAUUAAUGUUGCAACAUUGUCUAUGAAAUUUAUGGGAAAAGAUCAGGAUAAAAAUGGUGGUGUACUUGUUAAUAUUGGACAAUAUUUUGAUAUUAAAAGAACAGCACAAUUACCAAUUUAUACAGCAACAAAAUAUGCAAUAAUUGGAUUGUCACAAUCUCUUGGUUCACAAUUUCAUUAUGAUAAAACUGGUGUAAGAGUCAUUGCACUGUGUCCUGGAUUAACUGAAACAGCUUUGACAAUUGACAGUCCAAAUAGACUUUUAUCACGAGUCAUGAAAGCUGAUUUUGUUAAAAAUCUUGAAGAAUUGUCAAUUCAAACACCAUUUGUUGUAUCUGAAGGCUUGAUGACAAUUUUAAAAUCAGCUGAAAGUGGAAGUUGCUGGGUUGUUGAUAAUGGCAAAGCUCCAUUUGAAAUAAUAACACCAAAUUAUAAAAUUCUCAAAAGACGUUUUAAAAAUAAUUAUCCAGCUGUUGUAAAUAAUGAAAAAACUCGAGGAAGACCAAUUAUCGAUUUAUCUGAUAACAUGAAGACUGGUUUAAUGAGCUGUGCUUGAUAAAGUGGCAGACUAAACACAGACUGCUAUCAAAAUUUAAUUAUAUUACAUAUUAUAUUAAUUAACAAUAAAUCUUGUAAAUAAAAAAGAUAAAUUUCCAUUAAAAAUUGUUUUAUUUAUACACAAUCAGAGGUUCACAAUAAACUCCAUUUGGCUACUUUAUUUUAUUUUUUUUUUAAUCCAUUUUUAUUAUUAUUACUCGC
Aphidius gifuensis is the source of this 1278-nucleotide messenger RNA. RefSeq names its product 15-hydroxyprostaglandin dehydrogenase [NAD(+)]-like. The transcript has 6 exons. Gene Ontology annotation, cellular component: cytoplasm. Gene Ontology annotation, molecular function: oxidoreductase activity, acting on the CH-OH group of donors, NAD or NADP as acceptor. Lineage: Eukaryota; Metazoa; Arthropoda; Insecta; Hymenoptera; Braconidae. The record is from RefSeq and is a predicted model, not a curated record. The coding region runs from base 110 to 1075 and encodes 321 amino acids.